This is a messenger RNA of Orcinus orca (killer whale), 4313 nucleotides long. It is a transcript of the gene BBS7, whose product is annotated as Bardet-Biedl syndrome 7. Gene Ontology annotation, molecular function: protein binding. The transcript has 19 exons. The coding region runs from base 179 to 2326 and encodes 715 amino acids. Gene Ontology annotation, biological process: intracellular transport; intracellular protein localization; non-motile cilium assembly. The record is from RefSeq and is a predicted model, not a curated record. Lineage: Eukaryota; Metazoa; Chordata; Mammalia; Artiodactyla; Delphinidae. Gene Ontology annotation, cellular component: neuron projection; ciliary basal body; membrane.
CGUCACGCAGGACGCCGCUGCCCUGACGCUCCGCCUUUGCAUCCCCCACUGAGCCCUUAGUAGCUGGCGUUGGCCCUCAGUGGGGAAGCAGGCUUUUUCCCUUCGGAGGCCAGGGGUCCCGCAGCCUCUAUCCUACCUGGCCUGGCCUGGCGCUGCCCAGCGCGUCCGUGCCUCCGUCAUGGAUCUGAAUUUAAACCGAGCGGAUUAUUUACAGGUGGGAGUGACCUCUCAGAAGACUAUGAAGCUACUUCCUCCUUCAAGAUAUAGAGCCACACAAAAGGUGGUUGUUGGAGAUCAUGAUGGAGUAGUUAUGUGCUUUGGCAUGAAGAAGGGAGAAACAGUGACAGUCUUCAAGACUUUACCUGGGCAGAAGAUUGCCAGAUUGGAACUAGGAGGGGUUCUUAACACGCCCCAGGAGAAAAUUUUUAUUGCUGCAGGAUCUGAAAUUAGAGGCUUCACAAAGAGAGGAAAACAGUUUCUCUCUUUUGAAACAAACCUCACUGAAAGCAUUAAAGCUAUGCACAUAUCUGGCUCAGACCUUUUUCUCAGUGCAAGUUAUAUCUAUAACCAUUAUUGUGACUGCAAAGACCAACAUUAUUACCUUUCUGGAGACAAAAUCAAUGACGUCAUCUGCCUUCCAGUGGAAAGAGUACUUCGUGAUGUACCGGUGUUGGCCUGCCAGGACAGAGUACUCAGAGUUUUACAGGGAUCUGAUGUGAUGUAUGAAAUUGAAGUUCCUGGCCCACCUACUGUUUUAGCCCUACACAAUGGAAAUGGCGGUGACUCUGGAGAAGACCUUUUGUUUGGAACGUCAGAUGGAAAACUUGGGCUUAUUCAGAUCACUACAUCCAAACCAAUACACAAGUGGGAAAUUCGAAAUGAGAAAAAGAGGGGAGGUAUUUUGUGUAUUGACAGCUUUGACAUUGUGGGUGAUGGGGUUAAAGAUUUACUUGUUGGAAGAGAUGAUGGAAUGGUGGAAGUGUAUAGUUUUGAUAAUGCAAAUGAGCCUGUUCUACGAUUUGAUCAGACGUUGUCUGAGAGUGUCACAUCUAUCCAGGGUGGUUGUGUAGGGAAAGAUGGCUAUGAUGAAAUCGUGGUAUCCACAUAUUCAGGCUGGGUUACAGGUCUGACAACAGAGCCUAUUCAUAAGGAAAGUGGACCGGGAGAAGAACUAAAAAUUAAUCAGGAGAUGCAGAAUAAAAUUUCUUCGUUACGGAGUGAGUUGGAACAUCUGCAAUAUAAGGUACUACAGGAAAGAGAGAAAUAUCAACAGUCUUCUCAAUCAAGCAAAGCAAAAUCAGCAGUACCUUCAUUUAGUGUAAAUGACAAGUUUACAUUAAAUAAAGAUGAUGCCAGCUACAGCCUUAUCUUAGAGGUUCAGACGGCGAUAGAUAAUGUCUUAAUACAAAGUGAUGUUCCAAUAGAUUUACUAGAUGUGGAUAAAAAUUCUGCUGUUGUCAGCUUUAGCAGCUGUGAUUCUGAGUCAAACGACAACUUUCUUCUCGCCACUUAUCGGUGCCAGGCAAAUACCACGAGGCUGGAACUCAAGAUUCGCUCAAUUGAAGGCCAGUAUGGCACACUUCAAGCAUAUGUGACUCCAAGAAUUCAACCCAAAACAUGUCAGGUCCGCCAGUACCUUAUCAAACCCCUUUCACUCCAUCAAAGAACUCACUUUAUUGAUCAUGACAGACCCAUGAAUACACUGACUUUGACAGGCCAGUUCAGUUUUGCGGAACUUCACUCUUGGGUGGUUUUUUGCCUGCCUGAAGUUCCUGAAAAACCUCCAGCAGGAGAAUGUGUGACAUUUUACUUUCAGAACACCUUCCUGGAUACACAACUUGAAAGUACCUACAGAAAAGGUGAAGGAGUUUUUAAAUCUGACAACAUUUCUACUAUAUCCAUCCUAAAAGAUGUGCUCUCUAAAGAAGCUACAAAAAGGAAAAUUAACCUCAACAUAUUAUACGAGAUAAAUGAAGUAUCAGUCAAACACACUUUAAAGCUAAUCCACCCAAAGCUGGAGUACCAGUUGCUUUUGGCUAAGAAAGUGCAAUUAAUUGAUGCUUUAAAAGAAUUGCAGGUUCAUGAGGGAAACACAAACUUUCUGAUACCAGAAUAUCGCUGUAUCCUAGAAGAGGCAGAUCACCUACAGGAAGAAUACAAAAAGCAACCUGCACAUCUUGAAAGACUCUAUGGCAUGAUCACCGAUCUUUUCAUAGAUAAGUUCAAAUUCAAAGGCACCAAUGUAAAAACCAAAGUGCCUCUUUUACUGGAGAUUCUGGACAGUUAUGACCAAAAUGCAUUGAUUGCUUUCUUUGAUGCUGCAUGAAAUAUAAAUAAGGUAAAGUUCCAAAGAAGUUGUAUGUUUAAAUUAAAAAUGUUAAAAUAGAAUUGCAAGCUAACUGUAUAUACUUUUAUUUCAAGUGCGUUUUUUAAUAUUAUCUAAAAAUAUAUGUUAUGACUUUUUUUUAGUAAUGCUUCUAUUUUUUUUGACAAAUGGAACUUUUUUUUAAUUUUUAAAAUAUUUAUUUAUCAAACAACCCAUAUAUUGUUAAUAUAGACAUCGUGCAAGGUUAAAACAUAUUCAAACAUCAAGAUCCGCAUUCAGGGCUUCCCUGGUGGCGCAGUGGUUGAUACUCAGCCUGCCAAUGCAGGGGACGCGGGUUCGUGCCCCCGUCUGGGAGGGUCCCAUGUGCCGCGGAGCGGCUGGGCCCGUGAGCCAUGGCCGCUGGGCCUGCGCGUCCGGAGCCUGCGCUCCGCAGCGGGAGAGGCCAUGGCAGUGAGAGGUCCACGUAAGUUCUAGAGGCUGGAAGUCUGGGGUCAAGGUGCCAGCGUGGUUGGGCUCUGGUGAGAGCUCUCUUCUUGGCUUGCAGAUGGUUGCUUUCUUGUUGUGUCCUCACAUAGCAGAGAAAGAGGAAGAGGAAGAGGAGUAAGAGAGAAAAAGAGAGAGAGAGAGAGAGAGAGAGAGAGAGAGAGAUAGGAGGACAAAUGGAACUUUUUUAAAAUAAAGAGAAUUUUUAUUUUUAAAACAAGUGGAAUGAUUAUAAAGGAUUUUAAUGAAUUUUUUUCAAGUGGAUGUUUUAUAACAAUCAUUGUAUAAAAUAAUUAUUUUAUAAUAAUUAUAAUGUUUCUAAUAAUCGAGAACUAUUAUUUGGAAAAUAAAAAUAUAUUCAAAUAUUUAAUAAGCUAACACACAUAUGUAUAAACUGCUUUACGGUUUUCAAAAUGUAUUUACAUAUGUUACCUCAUUUGAUCUUUUUUCUUUUAAUUUAUUUUUGGCUAAUUUUUUAAAUUAAUUAAUUAAUAAUUUUUUUGCUGUGUUGGGUCUUCACUGCUGCGUGCGGGCUUUCUCUAGUUGCAGCGAGCCGGGGCUACUCUUCACUGCGGUGAGAGGGCUUCUCAUUGUGGUGGCUUCUCUUGUUGUGGAGCAUGAGUUCUAGGCACGCAAGCUUCAGUAGCUGUGGUUCGCCAGCUCUAGAGCGCAGGCUCAGUAGUUGUGGCGCAGGGGCUUAGUUGCUCCGCGGCAUGUGGGAUCUUCCUGGACCAGGGAUCAAACCCGUGUCCCCUGCAUUGGCAGGUGGAUUCCUAACCACUGUGCCACCAGGGAAGUCCCUCCUCAUUUGAUCUUGACAACAUAUAUUGAUUAUUUUGUCAAAUCAUGUAAGAAAACUGAUUCUCAGUGAGGUUAAGUGUUUAAGAGGACAUGCUAUUAUUUUGUAAAGGUGGAACCCAAGUUCUGGUGCCUGGAUUGCGUUCUGGUUACUAUGUAUGUUGUCAACCAGGGGAAAUAACAUAAAUUUUUUUUAGGAAUUGAGAUUGAUUUACAAUUGAUUUUGCUGUUGCUUGGUAAUGUUUUGUGACCCAUGCUCAGUUUGUAAAAUACUUGAGUUGGCCAGGGAAAUCAGCAGAAUUUGCACAGAUUGGGGGGAUCUUAACUUGAUGUGCUGUAACCAGUAGGGCUAUACAAGUAUACUACAUGUGAAUAGUGUCGAAAUAGUGACAGCUUCUUAGAUUUUCCUGCACUAAUAUCCACUGAUUUCUUUUUUAUCAUAAAUGGAGGGAAAUAUGACUUUAAGGCUAUGGAAGUCAUUAAUCUUAAUUCAUAUUUUAUUCAUAUUCAAGUGAAUAUUGUACUUAAAGGUUGUUUAAAAUAGCAUAAGGAUUACAAUAGAAAAUAAACUAUUCUGUGUGUUUUCAAGAAGGGCACACUUAUGAAUUUGUUGGAAAACAACAGUGCUUCUUAAUUAUAUACCAUUAUAUUUAUUAGUUAUGUGCAAGCCUUGUUGUAUAUUAAAUGUGAAAAUUUGUUAAAGGCA